GACAAACGUAAGCAAUUUUCUUUGGGAGACUUACCGCUGAAAUUGGGGAAACCAGGAAUCUCUCCCCUCCGAGAUCCCAAAUUCCCAAAUCCCUAAUUCCAAUUUCCGGAUCCAGAUCCCCUUUACUUCUUACCUAAAUUACAUUCAUCGAAAAUCUCCAAACAUAUUUACCUCUGAAAAUUGGAGGUCGUUCACGAACAAUUGAAUCCAGAAGAACAGCAAAACCAGUCAAAAAUGGGGGAUUUCUCGUUGAGGAAAUCGUUUUGUAUCUAUUUCUUCUUCGUAUUUCUGCUCUUCCAAUUUUCCUCGCUCCCUCAAAUUUCCGCGCAGGAAAAUGAAAGGUACGAGUCAAAUUCUGCAAUCAAGGAUCUGGGCCGCCGUGGUAAAAUACUUGUGGACAAAAUUAAAAGUGGUGUUGUCAAAGAGGAGAACGAUCUAGAUUCUGUUAACCUUCUUGUUGAUCUGGACUCUGGUCUUGGAGUCUUCGAUGCUUUCUUUGCAAGUUUAUCCAUGAUACUUGUCAGUGAGAUUGGAGAUGAAACUUUCAUAAUAGCGGCUCUCAUGGCAAUGCGUCAUCCUAAGUCAAUUGUUCUAUCAGGUGCUCUCAGUGCCUUGUUUGUGAUGACAAUACUUUCGACCGGUCUUGGGAGGAUCGUGCCGAAUUUGAUUUCAAGGAAGCACACAAAUAGCGCAGCUACAGUUCUCUAUGCCUUUUUUGGGCUCCGACUACUUUACAUUGCAUGGAAAUCAGAUUCAAAGGCUUCUCAGAAGAAAGAAAUAGAAGAAGUAGAAGAGAAACUUGAAGCUGGACAGGGGAAAACAAAAUUCAGACGUUUCUUUUCUAGAUUUUGUACACCAAUCUACUUAGAGUCAUUUAUCUUGACAUUUUUAGCAGAGUGGGGAGACCGCAGCCAGAUAGCUACAAUUGCUUUAGCAACACACAAAAAUGCUGUUGGAGUAGCUGUAGGAGCUAUAAUAGGACACACCGUUUGUACAUCUGUGGCAGUUAUUGGCGGAAGUAUGCUGGCAUCGAAGAUCUCACAGCGUACAGUCGCAACUGUCGGAGGGUUGCUUUUCCUCGGAUUUUCCGUUUCUUCGUACUUUUAUCCCCCAAUGUGAUCAUUUUAUUUUUUUGGGUAGAUUAACUCUAUAAUUUCACAUCUCAGUGUGUGUGUGUAUCCAAUCGACUUUAGAUUCUCCAGCUGACUAUAUAUGGAGCAGUAUAGAUUGAAAGCAUUUUUCAUACUUGUUUUUUUGUGGACAGUAUCAGAAUCCAUUGUUUAUUAAGAUUGCAAGGUACCUUGCAAUGUCGAUUAUUGUCCCGA
Erythranthe guttata (spotted monkey flower) is the source of this 1325-nucleotide messenger RNA. RefSeq names its product GDT1-like protein 4. The record is from RefSeq and is a predicted model, not a curated record. NCBI's taxonomy places the organism in Eukaryota, Viridiplantae, Streptophyta, Magnoliopsida, Lamiales, Phrymaceae. Gene Ontology annotation, cellular component: Golgi apparatus. Gene Ontology annotation, molecular function: calcium ion transmembrane transporter activity; manganese ion transmembrane transporter activity. Gene Ontology annotation, biological process: Golgi calcium ion transport; manganese ion transmembrane transport; calcium ion transmembrane transport.